Xenopus laevis (African clawed frog) is the source of this 2164-nucleotide messenger RNA. Its product is annotated as intestine-specific homeobox-like. Lineage: Eukaryota; Metazoa; Chordata; Amphibia; Anura; Pipidae. The record is from RefSeq and is a predicted model, not a curated record. The transcript has 5 exons. The coding region runs from base 1295 to 2164 and encodes 289 amino acids.
GCUACAAGCCCAAUUAUUCACCCGCCUCAAGGUUGUUGCUCAGCCACAGAGGGGUGAUUAAUAAUUGAGUAGUUAGUACAAGGAUUAGUUGUUGCACCCUAACUUGCCCUUUCCUUCUGUCCAAUGUGUAAGGGGAAACUUAUCCUAACCAAUUUGCAGAUCAUUGAUCCAGGCUGUUCACCAGCAGAAGGCCAAAAUCUUAUCGGUGGUUCCUCCGGCACUGAAAGGGUUUCUAUGGGCUGGUAAUGGUUACAGAGUAAACCAAGUGUCAUAGAUAUGCGAGAAGCAAGCAAAUAAGGAAGGGUUUGUCAAUAGUAGUCUGGCAGGCAGAUAACAAUGACAUACAAGCAGAAGGGCACAGGUGAUUGGGAGAAAGGGGAAGAAAACGUGAAGUCAUUAUAGAGUAUAUGGCAGUCGUUUGGAGGUGGAGAGUUCAAAAGGGAAGAACAUGAGGCACUACAUCAACAUAAAGGAGAAAAUAAAAGCUCUAAGAGUUCGGGAGAUUGAAAGGAAGAAUAAGAGAGAAUAAAGCAGGGUGAGGACUGAAGAAGAACUCAAGGCUAGAAGGAAUCUGAAGAGAGGACAAUAAGGACCAAACCUCAGUCAGUUAUGGUACACGCUAUGUUGAAACCAUAUGAAACGGUGAGGUCUAUGGAAUAACUGAAGCAUAUAAACUCAUAUAUACGUCUGAGAAAUACUACACCAGAAGAAGGGGGCCCUUGAAGGAAUCUCUCCUUUUCCACCUUGACCAGAUAGAAAUAGAAUUGUCUCGAUGGUGGAAAGCUGAAGUAGAAAUAACUGGGUUCCAAGUAAAUAACAAGACAGUCUUCCUGGACCUUCUUCAUAGAAAGCCAUUGACUCCAUGACCUGGUUAUUGUGAUUCAUCCUGAUAUGGAAUGAAUAGAUGUUAUUCUACAGUGUCGUUUCAUGGUUAAAGGAGGACGUUGGUAGAAGAUUGAACCCUUGGUGAAUAUGUUUGAUGUGUUAUCUGGGUGAUAUCGUCCUCCUUGAGUGUCAGAUCUUCAGACUACUUUAUGGACGUUCUUCACUUGUUAUGGAGAUCCAGGAUCAACAUGAUAAAAUCAGUUUGUUUGCACAUAUUUCCAAUGACUCUUUGCAAUGAUACAUUUCUAUCCCAAAUUGAAGGACAACCCUAUAAGAUUGCCCCUUUUCUAUUUGGAAACUCUAGUGUAAAAAUAACUUUCUCUAAAGCUUCCCAACACAUAGACUCACCUUGUAGUUGAAGGGCUAAAUAUCCUUCCUAGGGCCACUGGCUACCAUUGAAUUCUAGGCCAUGGAACUCAGGACUUCUAAAGACUGCAAGAGUCUCUCAACCCCAGGUUUAUCGUAUUCCAUUGAAGAAAUUCUGAAGAAACCUUCUCACAAGAAUGUUUCCAGGAAGCCUUUCUUAGAUUAUUCAUAUACAGGACAUUUAUUAGCAAUGCACCUGGGAACAGCAACUGAGGUGGAUGCAGGUUCCCCUUUGGAGGUUCCAGAAGAAGAACCAGAAGUUCCAUCAGGAGCCGUUGCUUCCAGAGCUGAGGGCCCAAUGCAGACUCCCCAUUACAAGAGAAUAAGGGCCAAUGUUCCAGGGUCGGACCCCCCGACAGUGAAUGGUAGAGAUGGGUUUGAACACCAUGAAGGGGAGGACGAGCUGAGCGACACAACGCAGGAAAGCUCCACUUGUGACCAGAAGAACAAGAGAAGAAUCAGAACCACCUUCACCAUGGCACAGCUGCAGGAGCUGGAGCAGAUAUUCCAGGUUACCCACUACCCCGACGUACAGACACGGGACCAGCUGGCUACCAAAAUCCAGCUCCCAGAGGCCCGAGUACAGAUUUGGUUUCAAAACCGAAGGGCCAAAUGGAGAAAAUACGAAAAACUGGGCAAUUUCGGAGGGCUUCAGCAUCUCACGUCGGUCGAUAUGGUCCCUGCCCCAAAGCCAGAUUGCACGGACUUUAGUCUACAGCCAAGCAAGUUACAGGACGUGGACCUGCCCCAUUUAUAUUACUCUUUCCAAGGGCAUCUCCCGUUAGCAUAUGGACCAAGUAUGACACCUCUAAAUACAACAGCUCCAAUGCCUUUUCCUGUAUGGAUGUCCCCAUAUUACAUUCCACUCCCACAAAGAAGCCUCCCCAGCAGCGCCCUCACCUCCCCGACUUAA